Telopea speciosissima is the source of this 1461-nucleotide messenger RNA. Its product is annotated as F-box protein At4g09920-like. The record is from RefSeq and is a predicted model, not a curated record. Gene Ontology annotation, molecular function: protein binding. Bases 1 to 1461 code for a protein of 486 amino acids. Lineage: Eukaryota; Viridiplantae; Streptophyta; Magnoliopsida; Proteales; Proteaceae. The transcript has 3 exons.
AUGGAGAGUUCUCAGAGUGGAAGACAAGGAUUGAAAGAAGGUGUAAGCAAAGAAACUAUGAAAGAAGAAGUAACCAAUAUCACAAAGGAUAGGAUUACAGAAUUACCUGAAGUGAUUUUACACAAGAUUCUUGCUUUCUUAAAAGCAAAGGACGCGGUUCGAACAACCAUCUUGUCGAAAAGAUGGGAAAGUAUUUGGGCUUCCUUUCCUGUUCUAGAUUUUGAUGAAUCCUUCUGGUGUUCUCGCAAAGAGUUCAUAGAUUAUGUAGAAAAUUCACUACAGCGACGCUCGAAGGUGAACAUUCAGAAAUUCAAGCUAUAUAUGAAGGAUCUGAGCCGUAGAAAUCUCGAUAUCUCUUCUCACAUUGACUCAUGGAUAAAAUUUGCAAUAAAAGGAAACCUUGAAGAGCUAGAUCUCAAUAUGCCACCUAAUGUUUCCAUACAACUUCACAGGAAGUUAUGGUAUAAUUUGCCACAGAGCAUCUUCAAAACAGAGUCUUUAACUGUAUUGAAGUUAAGAAGGUGUAGGUUGGUGACUUCUAAUGAAAUUAAACUUCCUGUUCUGAAGACAUUAUCUUUGGAGGACAUAAAUGCAGAAGAUGGGUUUAUCCAAAAACUACUCUCUACUUUCCUGGUUCUUGAGACAUUGAGUUUACUACGUUGCAUUGGUUUGAAACAUUUUUACUGUUCUAGUUCUAAGCUACAAACCUUACUAGUGCAGUGUAUGCCUCAACUGAACAAGUUUGAUAUAGAAACUCCAAACCUCCAAUCCUUUUCUUUGGCUCUAUUUGAUCAAACUUACCCAUUUGCUCAAUCAUUUCAAAUCAAUGCAGCAAGGCUGAAAUCUUUAUCACUACAUUGCCUUGCAAUAACAGAAGAGAUAUUUGAAGGUCUUAUUUCUAAGUUUCCUCUCAUUGAGAAUCUAAAAGUGGUUAGCUGUGGAUUGCCCAGAAAAUUUAAGUUCUAUAAAUUGGAGAAGCUUACAAGUUUGAUGGUGUUCGAAUGCAUGAAUCUGGUUGAACUUGAGAUUGAUGUUCCAACACUCAAUUCUUUCAAUUAUACUGGUCAGAUAUUGCUGAUAUCUCUCAUGAACACUUCUUGCAAACUUAAUGUGGAACUUAAUUUACAACCUAUUUUUGUUAAUUCUUGCUGGUUCUCUGGAUUGAGGGAGAUGCUUGGGUGGUUUGGUCAUGUCCAAAUUCUAACAAUAUUUUGCAAGGCUCAUGAGACAGAGAUGUUCAUCAUUCCAAAAGACUUAAGGGAAAGUUCAGUGCCUCCACUACUUGAUCUGAAGCACUUGCAGCUUAAGACAUCCUCAGAAUCAAUUAUGAAUUAUGAAGAACUUAUUGAUAGUCUGCUCUGGAUUUCUCCAAACAUGGAGACUCUAUCUAUAGAUACAGAUUCCAGCUGCAAAAUUCUGAAGUUUCAACCUAAAGAUCUACUGGGCGAAUGCGAAGAAUGA